AUAUCAUUGAGAUAACACAUAAGGAGAUGACAAUUGGGUUGGUGUUUGGUGCAAUUUUAGUUAUUGUCUUGAGUUACUGGAUCCAAAAAUGGAGGUACCCAAAAUGUAAUGGUGUUCUACCUCCAGGUUCUAUGGGAUGGCCUAUUAUUGGAGAGACCCUUGAACUUUUAAUUCCUAGCUACUCACUUGAGCUUCAUCCAUUCAUCCAAAAGAGAAUCAACAGAUACGGUUUGGUAUUUCGAACUAGUGUAGCAGGGCGACCGGUUAUAUGCUCAGCCGACGCGGAUUUCAACCAUUAUAUCUUCUCUCAAGAAGGGAAAUUAGUGGAACAAUGGUACAUGGAUACAUUUUCUGAUGUGUUUGUACUGGACGGUGAAACAAGAACCAACGGUGCCACUGCUUACAUUCACAAGUACGGACGAGGCCUUUUCUUGAAUCAUUUUGGCUCUCAAACACUUAAACAAAACCUACUCCCUCUCAUUCAAGACGCUGUCACUAAAACUCUACGAUCAUGGUCAUCUCAACAAUCUAUAUGUGUUAAACGUGCUUCAUCCAAGGCGGUUUAUGACCUCAUGGCUAAGCUAAUUUUUAGUUAUGAGGUUGAGAAUUCAUGUGACGAUUCCAGUGAGUAUUUAUCUACAAUUAUGGAUGGUCUUAUGUCGUUUCCUGUGAAUAUUCCAGGCACUAGAUACCAUCAAUGUCAAAAGAAUAAAAAGAAGAUGAUGAAGAUGUUGAAGCAAGUGUUAACAGAAAGACGAGAGUCAAUACACAAAGAUGGUCGAAAUGAUCUCCUAAAUGAAGCCCUGAGAGAUAUGCAAAAAGAGAAUUUCUUAACAGAAGAUUUGAUUCUUAAUCUUAUGUUUGCUGGCUUAUUUGCUGGCUUUGAAGGAAUUUCAACACUUUUAACAUUAUUUUUCAAAUUCCUUUCUGAUCAUCCGCUAGUCCUACAAGAGUUAAUCGUUGAACAUGAAAAUAUUCUCAAAUACAGAGAUGGAUCAAAUACAUCAGUUUCUUGGAAUGAGUAUAAAUCAAUGACAUUUACACUUCAGGUAAUCAAUGAAACUCUCAGGUUGGCAAAUACUACUCCUGGUUUCUUGAGAAGAUCAAAAAAAGACAUUCAAUACAAAGGAUAUACAAUUCCAGCUGGUUGGACAAUAAUGGUUGUCACUUCUGCUUGCCAAAUGAAUCCACACAUAUAUGAGGAUCCACUUGUUUUUAAUCCAUGGCGUUGGAAGGAUGUGGAUCAACAAGCUAUAUCGAAGAAUUUCGCACCUUUUGGUGGGGGAAAUAGGCAAUGUGCCGGAGCGGAAUAUAGCAGAGUAUUCUUGUCUAUAUUUUUGCAUGUCCUUGUGACCAAAUACAAGUGGACAACAAUUAAAGAAGCAAAAAUCAGACGAAGUCCUCUUUUAGAAUUUGGAGAUGGUGUCUACAUUAGGUUACACACGCCAAGUUAGAAACUAUUUUUCUUUUUUUAAGAAGGAUUUAUAAUUUAGUAUAAAAUAAAAUUAUUGGAUGAUCAGUAUAUAUGAAAAUGAGUGUAGUAUGUAAUAUUAUAUCUAAUUAAUAUAAUAAAUUGGUGCAACCUUUUCAGGAAA
This is a messenger RNA of Mercurialis annua (annual mercury), 1595 nucleotides long. Its product is annotated as beta-amyrin 16-alpha-hydroxylase CYP87D16-like. The record is from RefSeq and is a predicted model, not a curated record. Gene Ontology annotation, biological process: sterol metabolic process. The coding region runs from base 27 to 1454 and encodes 475 amino acids. Lineage: Eukaryota; Viridiplantae; Streptophyta; Magnoliopsida; Malpighiales; Euphorbiaceae. The transcript has 8 exons. Gene Ontology annotation, molecular function: oxidoreductase activity, acting on paired donors, with incorporation or reduction of molecular oxygen; monooxygenase activity; heme binding.